Messenger RNA from Haliotis rubra (blacklip abalone), 609 nucleotides. RefSeq lists its product as uncharacterized. The transcript has 3 exons. The record is from RefSeq and is a predicted model, not a curated record. NCBI's taxonomy places the organism in Eukaryota, Metazoa, Mollusca, Gastropoda, Lepetellida, Haliotidae.
AUGAAGUUCCAUAAGUUUAGAUCAGCGGUGCAGCAGUCAACAGAGGAUGUGCAAACACGAUACAUGGACAUGCAGACACGAUACAUGGACAUGCAGACACGAUACGUGGACAUGCAGACACGAUACAUAGACAUGCAGACACGAUACAUAGACAUGCAGACACGAUACGUGGACAUGCAGACACGAUACAUGGACAUGCAGACACCAUACAUGGACAUGCAGACACGAUACGUGGACAUGCAGACACGAUACGUGGACAUGCAGACACGAUACAUUGACAUGCAGACACGAUACAUUGACAUGCAGACACGAUACGUGGACAUGCAGACACGAUACAUGGACAUGGAGACACGAUACGUGGACAUGCAGACACGAUACAUGGACAAGGAGACACGAUAUAUGGAUAUACAGAAACGUUAUUUGUAUAUACAGAAACGUUACACGGAUAUACAGAAACGUUACACGGAUGUACAGAAACGUUACAUGGAUAUGCAGAUACAUUACAUGGAUAUAUAGAAACGUUACAUGGAUAUACAGAAACAUUACAUGGAUAUAAAGAAACGUUACAGAAACGCAGGUUGUGUGACACUGCUGCUUGUCAUUACUUAG